AUGGCAGCGAAGAGGGACCAACUUGUCACCGGGUCAACCCGAACCUCGUCGGAAUCUGCUGGCGACCUUUCUCAAGAGGAAUUGAGAAAGUACCUAGUGGCUGCACGAGUUUUUCAUGCUCACCGGUCGACAAUCAGUGGCUCUGGUCCUGUGACGCGCAUCAAAGCAAAGCCGGUCGCUAUAAACCCGGAAAUUGACGAGAACGCAGAACUCAUCAAUGUUAUGAUCAUGGGUCCACCUCGAUCCAAACCGGUCUUGCAGCAACAAUUAACCCAUACUGGCUCCGUGCAGGGGCAUCCAGGGUUGACAGUUCAGACAGGAGACUUGAUCGGAAUUUAUCAAUCUCUCUCAUGGACCUUAGAACUCAAUUCUAAGUGCACGAACCCUGACGAUGAUCGUCCACAAGAAAAGGACUCGUGGCUUGUGGCUAUGGAGUGGGAUCUCAUACAAGAAACUGUCUAA
Messenger RNA from Penicillium riverlandense, 462 nucleotides. RefSeq lists its product as uncharacterized. The transcript has a single exon. NCBI's taxonomy places the organism in Eukaryota, Fungi, Ascomycota, Eurotiomycetes, Eurotiales, Aspergillaceae. The coding region runs from base 1 to 462 and encodes 153 amino acids. The record is from RefSeq and is a predicted model, not a curated record.